Oxyura jamaicensis (ruddy duck) is the source of this 3977-nucleotide messenger RNA. It is a transcript of the gene SYT11, whose product is annotated as synaptotagmin 11. The record is from RefSeq and is a predicted model, not a curated record. Gene Ontology annotation, biological process: regulation of calcium ion-dependent exocytosis; calcium-ion regulated exocytosis; vesicle fusion. Gene Ontology annotation, cellular component: membrane; axon; synapse. The transcript has 4 exons. Lineage: Eukaryota; Metazoa; Chordata; Aves; Anseriformes; Anatidae. Gene Ontology annotation, molecular function: phosphatidylserine binding; clathrin binding; SNARE binding. Bases 151 to 1443 code for a protein of 430 amino acids.
CGGUCCCGGGGCCGGGCGGGGCUUGCGCUGCAUCGGGACCAGUCGGCAGCUCCUGCAUCCCGGGCGAGGAGCAUCCUCCGGGCGGGGGCCGGUACCGCGGCGCCUCCGCACCGGGUUCCGCAUUUCGGUUACUCCGGCUUAUCCCGGACCAUGGCGGAGAUCACCACCGUCCACCGCAGCUUCGAUGUCUCUCCAGUUGUGGCAGGCCUCAUUGGUGCUACUGUCCUUGUGGUUUCUGUCUCAGUAACAGUUUUUGUGUGGACAUGCUGUCACCAGCAAGCAGAAAAAAAGCACAAAACCCCACCAUAUAAGUUCAUUCACAUGUUGAAAGGCAUCAGUAUCUAUCCGGAGACCUUGAGUAACAAGAAGAAAAUUAACCGAAUCCGGAGAGACAAGAACGGCACUCCUAAGGAGACUGGAAGGGGAAACCUUUUGGUGGAUGCUGCUGAAUCUGGUUUAAUAGGGUCUGAUAAAGCUUCAGAUGGGCCAAAUGCAGCUCCCCGCAUUGAUCAGCUUCCAAUAAAAGUAGAUUAUGGAGAUGAACUAAGUCCAGAUCAAAGCCUCACUCCAGGAGGAAGUAAAACUUCCUCCCCAUCUUCUCCAGGGGAUGAUGUCAUGUUGGGAGAACUGACUUUCUCAGUGGACUACAACUUUCCCAAAAAAGCACUAGUAGUUACAAUUCAGGAGGCUCAUGGGCUACCAGUUAUGGAUGAACACACUCAGAGCUCCGACCCAUACAUCAAGAUGACAAUUCUUCCAGACAAAAGGCAUCGAGUGAAGACUCGUGUCCUUCGCAAGACGCUGGACCCAGUCUUUGAUGAAACCUUCACCUUCUAUGGGAUCCCCUACAGCCAGCUCCAGGAUUUGGUGCUUCACUUCCUGGUGUUGAGCUUUGAUCGCUUUUCUCGAGAUGAUGUGAUUGGAGAAGUCAUGGUGCCCCUUGUGGGAGUGGAUCCCAGCACUGGGAAGGUUCAGCUGACCAGGGAGAUUCUCAAAAGGAACAUCCAAAAAUGCAUUAGCAGAGGAGAGCUGCAAGUCUCACUGUCUUAUCAACCUGUGGCACAGCGAAUGACUGUUGUGGUGCUGAAAGCCAGACAUUUGCCAAAGAUGGAUAUCACUGGCCUCUCAGGUAAUCCCUAUGUUAAGGUGAACGUUUAUUACGGAAGAAAGCGUAUAGCAAAAAAGAAGACUCACGUGAAGAAGUGCACUUUGAAUCCUGUCUUCAAUGAAUCCUUCAUUUAUGACAUCCCUGUCGAUCUCCUUCCUGACAUCAGCAUUGAAUUUCUAGUUAUUGAUUUUGACCGUACCACAAAAAAUGAAGUGGUGGGACGGCUGAUUUUGGGAGCGCACAGCAUCAGCACAGCUGGUGUGGAACACUGGCGAGAGGUGUGUGAGAAUCCUAGAAAGCCAGUGGCCAAAUGGCACAGCCUGAGCGAAUACUAGCAGAGGUUGCGGCAGCAACAGCUGACUCAUAGAACAGACUUAAACUUUGUUUUAGCUGUAGAACUAAACUUUUGUGAGCAGCAGCAGCUGAUCGGUUCUCUAGUGAUGUGAUUUUGCAGGGCACUAAAAUUUUAAAGAGAAUUAAAUUAAAAAAAAAAAAAAAACAAACAUAUAUAACAGUGUAAUCACGCUAUUGCAUGCCUAAUACAAACUGAAAUUAAUAUAACUACCAAUAUCAAGUUGCAGAUUUUAAUACAAUUAUCUGUCACUAUGGAAGUUGUGUUUGUGCCGAACUGUCUUUGCUGGUAUUCACCAAAAUUGGCCUGUCUUUUGUAGGCUUCUCCCAAAGUAUUGAAUUCUGCUGUUUAACCUCUAGUUUCUUGUUAGUUUGCCUGCCCAUUGAUUCUUGCAGUUCUCUUCUUUACUGGUUUGGGAGUACCAACUGCAUUUCCAUAUAAAGGUGGUUUUGAAUUCUGCACUAAUGCAAAAGGAAAAUACAGGGGAAAAAUGGCACUUUCCUUCAGAGAAAAAAAAUAAUUAAUUUAUCAGGUAUUAAAAGAUUUACAUUGUGAUAUCCUUGCUAUGGAGCUGUAAGGCUUUUUAAACGUUAAAUCUGAAAUUUUAAACGUUAAAUCUGAAAUUCUACGUGAUUGGUAAGUUCUGUUGUAAUGGCAUAAUACUGAGAUCGGAAAAGAGCUUUGAAGUGAAAACUUCAACAAAAACUUCAACAAGCAUCUCUUAAAUUCAUACCUGAGUGAAUUUGCAUUACAUAUGACAGCUCUCAAAAAAAGAGUAAUAUAGGGCAAAGUCUGUCACUACAGAACAAACUCUUCAAGAAGUUAAUUUUCAGGAUUUCAAAGCAGCUUGAGUUAGCUCUUAAACUGUGAAUAUGACUUAGAAUAUGCUUACUGUCACCUUCUCUGAAAUGUAAAAAAAGUUACUUGAUAAAUAUGACCUGAAGCACUUCAGGCUAUUAACCCUGAAUAGUCAGUAAUUUUGAACAGAAGUUCAUAAAGUUCCAGAAAUAUGAGUGAAGUGUGGAAAGAGCUGCAUUAGAUCUCACUGUAAACACACCAGCCUGACUUUUUUUUUUAAACAUCAGAGUAAUAUCUUGUAAAGUGACUUGAUUUGGCUUCUUACUACAUUCAAGCCAGGAAAGGAUGAUGAUUGGCAGCAAAUAAUGAAUUGUAAACAUUGCUAGUAAGCUGAGUGUAAAUAUUCAUAACAAGCUGUAGAAAUUCAAAUUAUUUCUGAAGUCUCCAAUGGAAAUGUAAAGAAGAACUGAGCUUGCGAAGAGGCAUGUAGAAGACUGCAAAUUUUCAGUAGUCAUUUAGUUGCUUCCAGGCAGCCAAUCUGUUUUGUGCCCUGUGGAAUGUAAAUAAUGUACUAUAAUUAAAAAAAAAAAAAAAAAAAAAAAAAAAAAUCAUUUAACUCAUUUACAGGACUUGACUACUGAAUUUUAGAGCCCUGUUGGAAAAAUGAUCCUUUCCACCUUCUUACUUAUGAAAGUAGAAUAAUGGAGCAAGUCUUAGUUUUCUUUCCAACCGCAAUGUAAAGCAAAUGCUGCUGGGAUGGCUCUUCAUGCAAACAGUCAGCACUUUGUUAGUUGCCAAUACUUUGCAUCUCUUCCUUAGAAAUUAUUUUUGGAAAGCUGAAUUUUCUCACUCAUAACGAGUUACUCAUUUAAACUUCCUUCUAGACGGAGUGUCUUUUUAGCAACAGAAGUUGCAUUGAAGCUGAAGCUCUCUAUCUGUCAGUCUUGUAUGGCAGAUGGAAGCGUGAACUUUUGGUAGUGAUUAAUUGAUCUUGAUCAUGAGGAUUUCUGCCUGAGGUUAUAGUAGAUUUUUAUCUUUGUCUUAAAUGCUUUCUAGCUCAUGCUCUAUUGGUGGCUUACAGCCACAAACCACAAUUCUCCUUUGGAAACUGGUGUAGAUCUAUUUCACUCCUCGUUCUUGCACUAAGCAAUUGUGUUGCUGAAGUUUAGGAACUUGUCCUCGGAACUGUGCUUUCCAAUGCCGCUCCAAACACCUGAAUAGAACACACUAACAACAACAACAAAAAAAAGUUCCCUUUUUUCCUUCAGUGUGAAAAGCAUGCUUAAGCCUAGAUGAUCUCUGUAAGAUUAUUUUAGCUGAAAAUGAAAGAUGAACUUCUUUGUCAAGGAAACAUGCUCAGGGUAAAUAGACUUAGGCUAUCGGGCAGGUAGAAGUAGCUCUAACACUUCUGGAAUAAUAAGAAACUGAAGAUGUGCAGAUAUAUAUUUUUUAAAACGUAAAAUAGACAGUAAGUGACAGUGGACUCACUGUAAAGUCUCCCAGAUGUGGUUAUUCUUUACCUUGUGUCUUCUAUUGUAAAAUUAACUUGGACGGUUACAACUUUGUGUGAAAAAAAAAAAAGAAAAAAAGGCAAAAAACCUAACUCAACAUGUGUGAAACUGCAUAAUGCUAUAUGCUACUUGACAUUAUGUAAUGCUAUCUUGUAUGUUGAAUUUGUUAACGCACAUUGAGCGUAAAAAUAAAAAUUAAAUCACUUUA